Molecule: messenger RNA, 1596 nt
Organism: Gossypium raimondii (Peruvian cotton)
Lineage: Eukaryota; Viridiplantae; Streptophyta; Magnoliopsida; Malvales; Malvaceae
Exons: 3
Coding region: 186-1499 (437 amino acids)
Source: RefSeq, a predicted model, not a curated record
ACAAAGCAAACCACGUUACAAAGGGACCAAAGUGGUCGGUUGUUGAUGUACAUUGUUCACCAGCUAUCUUCUUCCUCUUUUUAUCUCCCUUUCAUCCCAAUCCUCUCUUCUUUACUACUUUCAUACUUUCCUAUUUUUCAGUGCCAAAACACACACAAAAACCCCCCAUUUUUUUCCUUCAUCAAAUGAGGAAACUUUGUCCAAAUUAUGAUCUCCCAGAUGGGUUGGAAACAGUCUUGGAAGUACCAAUCCCUGAAGAAAUGUUUGUUUCAAACAAGACAAGCAAUCACCGGUCAUGGCAAAACAUGAAAUCAUGGAUGACUUUAAAACCAAACACCGAACAACAAAGACCUUCAAUGGUGACUGUUUUUGGUGGUAGGAACACAGAGAUUCAACUCUUGCUUGGUGUUAUUGGUGCUCCAUUGAUCCCUCUCCCUAUCAAUCAUAAUGAUAAUUUCAUUACCAAGAACAUAAAAGAUCAUCCCAUUGAAGCUUCAAUGGCGAAAUAUAUAGUGAAACAAUACAUUGCUGCGGUUGGUGGUGAAAAGGCAUUGGGGUGUAUCGAUAGUAUGUAUGCUAUGGGGAAAGUGAAAAUGGCUGCUUCGGAGUUUAGUGCCGGUGAAGGCAGUGUGAAUAGUAAGGUUGUUAAGGUGAGGAAUUUGCGGCACGGCGGCGGUGGUGAGGUCGGUGGUUUCGUUUUGUGGCAAAAAAGGCCGGAGCUUUGGUGCCUUGAACUGGUGGUUUCCGGUUGUAAAAUCAGUGCCGGUAGCGAUGGGAAAGUGGCUUGGAGACAAACACCUUGGCACCAUUCUCAUGCUUCUAGAGGUCCACCUAGACCCCUCCGGCGGUUCUUACAGGGUCUUGAUCCGAGAUCGACGGCAAAUCUGUUCACGAAUUCGGUUUGUGUUGGUGAGAAAACGAUCGAUGACGAAGACUGUUUCGUCCUAAAACUAGAGGCCGAACCUUCGGCGUUACGAGCUCGAAGCAGCACCAACUUAGAGAUCAUUCGUCACACGGUUUGGGGUUGCUUUAGCCAAAGAACCGGUCUCUUGAUCCAACUCGAAGACUCCCAUCUCUUACGUAUCAAAUCCCCGGGGAACGAUGGUGUCUUUUGGGAAACAACAAUGGAGUCCUCUAUCCAAGACUACCGAACCGUAGAUGGUAUCAACAUCGCGCAUGCUGGCCACACUCGGGUCUCGUUGUUCCGGUUCGGGGAGAACUCCGAGAGUCAUUCGAGGACUAGGAUGGAAGAGGUUUGGACAAUUGAAGAAGUCGAUUUUAACAUCAAAGGGUUGUCGACGGAUUGCUUUUUGCCCCCCGGGGAUUUGAAGAAAGAAGAGGAAGGGUUCGGGAUCGUCCCAAGUGACGUACGAUUGCCGUUUAAGCUCAGAAACGAUCGCUCUAGUAGGGUUCAUGGAUCCAAAAUUGUUGCCAUUGAUGUUGAUGAAUGUGACGAUAUAUCAUCCUCAGAUGAUGAUGAUGAUGAUGAAUUGUUUUAAAUUUGAAUUCCUUGUAAUAUUAAUUUGUAAAUAUUGAUACUAUAACAUGUAUCCAAUUUGUAGCCCUCAGCAUAUGAAAAAUGCCAAGUUUUGUGUA